UUUGAGGGAUUACUUUACCUGUUAAUUCAUAAGUUUACCUAUAAAAAUAAACGAAAUACUUAAGAAAGUUAAACUUAAAUAUAUAUAUAUAUAUAUAUAUAUAUAUAUAUAUAUAUGUCUAUUUUAAUUUAAAUAUAACUUAAAGUUUUACUUACUCUUGUAAGAAUGGAAGAAAUUAAUAAUUCUGAAAAAAAAAUUAAAUACCCGAAAAAACGACAUCUUAUUAAUUUAAGAUCACUUCGAAUAUCUUUAAAAUACAGGCCGGAAAUCUUAAAUUUGCUAUUGAAAAUGCGACACUGCAUAAAAAAGAAAAAUUCCCUUAUAAAAUCUCUAAAGCGACAACUCGAAAAGGUGAGAACAAGUAAAAAUAAGCUAUCCUCCAAUUCCGAACAAUCAAGAAAUUUGAUAUCUUCACACACCCAAACUACUAGUCGAAAAGAAAAUAUAUCAAUUACAGAAGUAUCAGAUAAUAAAAUUGAAGAAUCUGCCGCAUGGACUACUCACAACAAUGGAAAAAGUGAAAAAAGUAUAGCAGAGCAAGUUGUAGAAGCAGCUCAAAGUGCUCUCCAAGAUACUGGUAUGGUGUAUGUAGAAUCUGCUGGAAUGUACUAUGACUACAAGACUGGGUACUAUUAUAAUUCUGAACUUGGACUCUAUUAUCAUACAGAUACGGGAUGUUACUACUAUUAUUCAAAUGAAAAACAAACAUUUGUGUUUCAUUCAUAUCCUGAUAAAAGUGCUGAGAAUAAAUCUCUUAUUGCUCAUGAGAAGAAGAAAGCAAAGAAAAACAAAAAGGCUACUAAAACUGACGAUGUUGAAAACCUGACCAAACAAUUCACUCAGGAAAAGGAAGAAGAAGGAAGCAAACCAAAACGCAAGAAAAUUUCUAAAGAUUCAAAGAAGAAAACACAGGAAACAAAUGAAAAUGAAAUUACAGAAGCUAAAAGAGACAUUGCUUCUGAUGAAUCAGAAGUUGUGAAUGAUAAAGAGAAAGUAAUUGCAGAACAGUUAGAAGACGGAGAGUGCAGUGACACUUCUAGUGAAGUGUCCGAUGCAGAAACAGAUGCAAGUACAUCUACUGCUACUGAUGACGAAUCGGUAGCCAAGCAUCAUCCACCAUGCAUGCGUGUCAUAGUAAGGGAGACAAACUUACCUAAACUGAAAGUAGGCAGUUUGUAUCUUAUAACUAAGGACGGUGGAACGAUAGGCAGAGAAGGGGAUCAACAUGCUAUUGUUAUAAGGGAUCACAAUGUGUCCCGGAAUCACUUGGAUAUCAAUUACAAUAUGGAUAAAAGAAUAUAUCUGGCAGUUGACUUAGGUUCAAAGAACGGCACAAUAAUUAACGGUAUUCGUAUGUCUGAGAGUCAAGAGAGGAGCAGUCCUGUAGAGGUAGUACAUGGAAGUACAAUACAGUUGGGUGAAACGAAGCUGCUUUGUCACAUUCACGCCGGCAAUGAUACGUGUGGCCAUUGUGAACCGGGGCUUAUAAUGGAAACACAAGAAAAAGAAAAAGUCGCUUACACACGUACGUGCAGCGUUCAGAAACAACAUCAACUAGAACUCGCGAGGUUGAAGAACAAAUACGCGCCAAAACCGUUAGCGAUAGAAGAGACCGCGUACAACGACAGGGCGCAGACGAGGAGAGAAAAGGUCGGCUCGUCGCACCACUCUGAGAAAACGCAGAGCAGUGAUAUUAACACGUUUAUAGCAGCUGAGAACAAAGGCUUCAAGUUGCUGGAGAAAAUGGGCUGGUCGAAGGGCGAAGGACUCGGCAAGGACAGCCAAGGGGACAGGGAGCCGGUACCUCUCGUCAGUAAUGAUGGUAAGGCAGGCCUCGGAGCAAGAAACGCACCCGACGCACCCAUGGCGUCCAAGACCCUUGGACCAGCAACUCUCCGUCUAGCUGCUAGGACAAAAAUGCUCCAACCACCCGCCAAAGCCUUCCAAGAACCUAUGGAUGAAGAUUCAGAAUAGUUAUAUCCAUAAAUGUAAAUUAACUAACUGUAUCAGUGAUGAUAAAAUAAAGACCAAUUUAAAUCCUUGUUGUAAAGUUAAUGAAUACGAUUAUCAUUUGAGGAGUUAAUAAACGUUUAAUUCAGUCUAGUAAUGUUUGAAUAAUGUAUAUAUUACCGGCUAGUGUUUUAUUUUAAUGUGGUAAAUGAAAUGUAUAUUAAAUUAUAAAUAAACCUGUCCGGACUUUAAUCGCAUAAUAAAAACAUAACUUUUUAAAACUUUGGAAUUAUUUAUAAUACGAACGUCAUAUACGAGUAAGAAGAUUAAUAAGAAAAAAAAAUGACAUUGUCUAUGAUAAUUAAAUUACCAGAAAAGAUUAAAUCUUAAAACUGGCACUUCAAUGAAACCUACAAAAUAAAAUCAUCGAUUAAAUAAAAAAAAACUGUCCUUAAUAAUUUAUAUUUAAUUAGAUACUAAUAAUAAUGCCCUCCAGACCGAUUUCGGCCACGGCGGCCAAUCUCAAGAGAGUUAGCCAACUACGCAGGAGAUAUUACAGUGCGCAAAACACAAGUGCAUUCCCUAACUCUCAUAAUCGGAUGGGACGGCAAUCCGACACGACCAGAAAGAAUUCAGGCGCAGGACCAACGGCUUUACGUGCUUUCUGAGGCGCGGGAGUGUAAACGCUUCCAACUUCCGGACUCCGGGCUGCUACUGAGAAUUUUCUGAGAGAAAUACCCAAUAAAUUUUUAUCGGCCCGACCUGGGAAUUGAACUUGACCUCCGGGUCUUCGGCCUUACAUCAAGCCACUAGACCAUCGUGGCAGUUAUUAGUUAUUAUAGAUACUAGACACAUAUUGAAACUAUUUUAAUGCAAAUGAAUCGUAUAGUGAAAAGAAUUAAGAUUUAAAAGUCUACAUAUUUCAUCGUAACUAUUCUACUACAAAUCCAGCCGUCUAGUGUCUAGACGGUAAAUAAUAAUGUGUUAAUUAUUAAGUCAUGAAUACAUUGCAAUGUAAUUUCACAUUAAGAAGUCUUAAUAUUUGAAUAAAAAAUUGUAAAUA
Molecule: messenger RNA, 3013 nt
Organism: Nymphalis io (European peacock)
Lineage: Eukaryota; Metazoa; Arthropoda; Insecta; Lepidoptera; Nymphalidae
Product: angiogenic factor with G patch and FHA domains 1
Exons: 11
Coding region: 166-1974 (602 amino acids)
Molecular function (GO): nucleic acid binding; protein binding
Source: RefSeq, a predicted model, not a curated record